AUGACCACCAACCCGCCAACCGACACCACUAGUGGUGGGAAACGGCCUCGGUUACAAUAUGGCCUUGGCCACGAUGUUCAAAAACAUCCAAAGCGUAAGGGCAAUCUUGCUGCAGGGGUGCCUCGUAUUCCCAUGUGUUCUCAGACUCAGAGUACCCACGCCACUUUACCAGAUACUGGUAUUGGCCAUGAAGACGACGUUGCUUCAGUAAUCUCCAGAUCCGAAACUGAAGACACCCAUGCCUAUCGAUCAGCGUCAGUGGUGGCCGGUGUUCCGGUGGCAGUCCACAAGAAAUUGGUUUUCCAAGUGAAGGGUCUUCAAGAGACCCUAGGGAAGACCUAUUGCAUGCUUGAUGCGAUGGAGAUCCGCCUUCAGGCUAUGGAGCGUGCUCAAACUCGGAGCGAAGCUCAGUUGGACUUUCUUAUUCGCUUGCAGCAAUCCGGGGCACCGCUCUCUUCGUCGGCGCCAGAGCCUCAAAGUCUACGUGGGAAAAAUACCGGUACGGCUUAA
Molecule: messenger RNA, 510 nt
Organism: Peronospora matthiolae
Lineage: Eukaryota; Oomycota; Peronosporomycetes; Peronosporales; Peronosporaceae
Source: the annotation of a GenBank genome assembly